This is a messenger RNA of Leptidea sinapis, 2012 nucleotides long. Its product is annotated as juvenile hormone esterase-like. Bases 185 to 1915 code for a protein of 576 amino acids. NCBI's taxonomy places the organism in Eukaryota, Metazoa, Arthropoda, Insecta, Lepidoptera, Pieridae. The record is from RefSeq and is a predicted model, not a curated record. The transcript is spliced from 4 exons.
UUAUGACACAAGUAUUGUGUAGUUUAAACAAAACGUGCUAAAAUACAAAUAAAUCUGACCAACGGCGAAGCCAAUCUUUAUUCUAGAAACUGUUGUUUCUAUUAUUGUUAUGUUGUUACUAGAUUUUAAUAAAUAUAUUAAAGUGUAGGUACAUCGCUUAGAUCAGUGCGAGAAUUGUCAUGAAAUGGCAGGAUUCAUAAAUCUACUCAUUUCAUAUUUAAUGACAGUAAUAGUUUCAAGUUAUGCUAAAGUAGAGUAUAACAUAGUCGAGACAAGUAGUGGACUGGUUAGAGGCAGACUGGAUCAAUACAAAAGCAUAAAAUAUUACUCUUACAAGGGAAUACCUUACGCUGAAAGUCCAACAGGAUUUCUAAGGUUUCAACCUUCAGUGCCCAAAAAGCGUUGGUCUGGUAUUUACAAUGCAACGGAGUAUGGUCCGGUUUGUCCUCAAGUUGAUCACGUGUAUAGAAGAAACCAGAUGAGUGAAAAUUGUUUAGUGCUGAACAUAUUUGUCCCGCUUACAAACAAUUCUAUCGAAUUACUGCCAGUGGUCGUCAACAUUCAUGGCGGCGGUUUCACUUAUCUUUCUGGAGACAGCCAAGAGAUAUACGGCCCCGAAUUACUAUUACAGAAAUCAGUUGUAUACAUCUCAAUAAACUUCAGACUAGGUGCACUUGGAUUUCUAUCACUGAAUACUGAAAAAGCAACAGGAAAUGCAGCAUUAAAGGAUGUAAUACUUUCAUUAAAAUGGAUACGAAAAAACUUAAGCAAGUUUAAUGGAAGCAAAAACAAAGUAACGCUGAUUGGAAACAGUUCUGGUGCAGUUAUGAUACAUUUUUUGAUGUUAUCAAACAACACCUCAAACCUCUUUCAACAACUGAUUAUCAUCAGCGGAAGUGCAUUUAAUCAUAGAUCUUUGUCUAGAUACCCUACAGAAAUAGCUUAUGAACUAUCGAAUGAGCUGGGUAUUCAGAUUAAUAACACAGACACAAGUACAUUUUUGAAUAGCUUAACAGCAGUUGAUCCAUUUAAGAUUUUGAAUGCUGAUGAUCGAUUGAUAGAAGCCAAUGACAAUGUCUUAAGAACAUUUUCUCUAUUUGUGCCCAAUAUUGAAAUAAUGUCGCCACACGCAGUUCUUACAAAACAUCCAAAAGUUAUAAUGAAAGAGGGGCCUCCACAGAACGUACGAGUUUUGGCAGGCAUUGCCAGUAAUGAAGGUCUUUACAUGUAUCCUCAACUAUUUUCGAGAUUUGAAGAACUACAACAAAUUCACAAAAAUAAACAAAUCUUAAUACCUUCUGAUAUCGAGUAUCCUAUAAAUUCGACAGAGUCAAUAGACCUGGGAGACCUAAUAUUCAAAUUUUAUUUAAAAAAUGAUACACAAAUUACAUAUUCAAAUUAUGAUCGUAUAAUUGAGUAUAUAUCGGAUAUUAAUUAUGUCUAUGAUGUGGAUCUCUGGACAAGAAUACAUAAGCAAAGAAGUGACAGCAGAGAAUUAUAUUUUUACGAGUUUGCUUUCGAUGGAGCAUUGAACUGGGCGAAGCGUUAUUACAAUAAUCCAAAACCUGGUGCUGGACACGGAGAUGAAAUUGGAUAUCUAUAUUUAACUGCUUUAACUAAACCUUUUAUUGACUCAUUAGAUCAAAGAAACCGUCGAACGCUCAAUACCAUGCUCGAUUUAAUCACCAACUUUAUUAAGUACGGGAAUCCAACACCGGCGCAUCUGAACAGUGAUACCACAUGGCCCGAAUAUGGUAGAGAACAGAAUUACCUUGUUAUAAAUGAUGAACUGAAAGUGAUGCAAAGAAAUUCAUCGAAACGAUAUAAGAGAAUGUGUUUUUGGGAUCAAGUGUACGAGGAGUAUUACAAAUAUGUAAGAGACGGUGGAAUACUGCAAAGGAAAAUCGUGCCUUAGAUUAACCACUAUUGACUGAAAAACUGUUGAAGAACAGUUAUAUGAAAUAAUAUAUAUUUAAAGAUAAUUUAUGAAUAAAUAAACUAAAUACUAAAAA